UCAGGCUGUCAGUCUAUCAUUCGACAAUGUCAGAGUAACGCUAAUCCCGCCUCUUGUGGUGUCUAGUUUGUCUUCUGUUUAUUGUUAAAUCAAUUUUAAUAUUAGUUAAUAUUGAUUAAGAUAUUGUGUGAUAAGUGUUUCUAUUAUUUGAAACAUGUUGGUUUUAUUUGAGACUCCAGGAGGCUACGCCAUUUUUAAGUUACUGGAUGAAUCAAAGUUAUCACAAAUCGAUGAUCUGUAUCAAGAAUUCAACACACCUGAAGGAGCGUCAUCAGUUGUAAAGUUGAAGAACUUCAUCAAAUUUGAAGAUACAACACAAGCAUUAGCAGCCACUACAGCUGCCAUUGAAGGCAAGAUAUCCAAGCCAUUGAAAAAAGCUCUUAAGAAAUAUGUCAGCAAAGAAGUUCAGGAACAGCUGUUGGUUGGGGACGCCAAGCUCGGUAGCGCCAUUAGAGAAAAAUUCGAUUUACAGUGUGUGUCUAAUAGUAAUGUACAAGAGUUGUUGAGAUGCAUCAGGUCACAGAUGGACAAUUUGUUAGCUGGUCUCCCAAAGAAGGAGAUGACUGCUAUGGCCCUUGGUCUUGCUCAUUCCCUCUCCAGGUACAAAUUAAAGUUCUCCCCAGACAAAAUAGACACAAUGAUUGUCCAAGCACAAUGUCUUUUAGAUGACUUAGAUAAAGAAUUAAAUAAUUAUAUAAUGAGAUGCCGGGAAUGGUAUGGCUGGCAUUUCCCAGAGCUUGGAAAAAUUAUAACUGACAACACAUUGUUUGUUAAAGUCGUGAAACUGAUUGGCACUAGAGAUCAUGCAAGUGAAACGGAUUUAUCAGACAUCCUUCCAGAAGAUUUGGAAGAGAAAGUCAAAGAGGCCGCAGAGAUCUCAAUGGGAACAGAGAUCUCAGAUGAUGAUAUCAUGAAUAUACAGAAUCUGUGUGAUGAGAUAAUCUCCAUAACUGACUACAGGACACAUUUGACUGACUAUUUGAAGGCUAGGAUGAUGGCAAUGGCGCCAAAUCUGACUGUUUUAAUUGGUGAACACAUUGGUGCUAGACUAAUUGCUCAUGCUGGAUCCCUGAUGAAUUUAGCAAAGCAUCCAGCAUCAACGGUCCAGAUAUUUGGUGCAGAGAAAGCCUUGUUCCGUGCAUUAAAGACAAAGAAGGAUACACCUAAAUAUGGUUUAAUAUAUCACGCUCAGUUAGUUGGACAGUGCAGUACAAAGAAUAAAGGGAAGAUGUCCCGUAUGUUAGCAGCUAAAGCGGCGUUGGCUACUAGGGUGGAUGCUUUUGGUGAGGAUGUGUCGUUUGAGCUCGGAGCGGAACAUAAAGUGAAGCUGGAGAACAGGCUGAGGCUGUUGGAGGAAGGCAACUUGAGGAGAAUCAGUGGCACGGGCAAGGCUAAAGCUAAGUUCGAGAAAUAUCACAGUAAGAGUGAGGUGUUCCACUACCCGGUGGCAGGAGACAGCACCCUCAAUAAGAAGCCCAUCAAGAGAGAGCACUCGCCCGAUGAAGACGGAGUUGCCACUAAAAAGAUCAAGUUGGAGGGAGGCGUUAAUAAUGUCACACCCAAAAAGGAGAAAACAUCCGAACUAGAAGUGGAGAAUGCAAAUGACGUGGACGGAGUGGAGCCGACCUCCGAAAAAAAGAAGAAAAAGAAGAAGAAGAAAUCACAAGCUGGUGAUGAGUCUGCAGAGGUGGACCAGUCUAUCGCCGACGCGGACCAGACUGUCGCCGAAGAAGACGCGUCCGCGCAGCACGAGACGCCGAAGAGCGAAAAGAAGAAGAAGAAGAAAAAGCGACAGUCGCAAGUUGAGGAAGAAUAAAUGUCUCAUGUAAAUAUAGUUGUUUUUAUUUUUGUACGCCCAAUUUCUUGAGUUAUGUGAACAGUCCAGAAUGAGAAGUGGUACAGUUGCCUGCAAUAUUAUCUUGUACCCUGAAACAAAUUAUAAAUAGUAUAAUUUGUUGGUAGUAUAUCUGCCUACCCUGUGAGGGGCCUAGCGUGAUGAUAAAUGAGUAGAUAGAAAUACCUUUUUUUUAUAAAAAAUAUUCACAGGGCCAAUGGAAUAGGUAAGAGGUAAAAUAUUGAUCUAAUUUGUUUCACCUCAUUGGAUAGCACAAGCUAACUCUAGCAGCUCCUAACAAAAGUAAUAUUUCACCUGAGCAUAUGUAACAUUAUGCAUAAAGCAUGCUCCGACGACAUAUUCAAAGAAAACACAUAUAUUUACAAUUGUGGAGGAAUUUGUGACUGACGAUUGAAAAAAUAAAGUACUCUUGACUUUGGCUUCAUGGAAGAACAACUACGUACUACAAAUACGUAGUUUUAUUAGAAACAUAAUAUUUUUACCGUACUUUUUUAACCGUUUAAAAGUAUAUCGACAAUUGUUUACUUAAAUUUAACAUAAUUACGGUUGAAUGCAAAUUUGUAACACGCCAGUCGUGCCGAUAAGGUUUCAUGCAUUCUUUUAAACUUUUAGUUGCCUGUAAAUUAAUUUUGUUGCUUAGGUUUUUCUUUCUCGAUUACAUAAAAGAGAUGGAGCAAUACUGUAUUGUGUAACUCGAUGUUGGUGAUCGUAAAACGAUUUAUCCGAAUGUGGUAAUAUCGUCAUAGUCGUAGAAUACUGACGGAUCUUUAUUUGUAAUCUUUGUCAGAUCCGUCAGUAUUCUACGACUAUGACGAUAUAUGCUAAUGACUCCUCACUAUACAAUAUAUAACAAGGUGAUAUCGUUAUUAUUAGCAUUAUUUCAUUAUUUUAUAGUGCUAACGAUUUUCCCCAAAAAAAAAAAAAAAAAAAAAAAAAGAAAAACAAAAUUUGAGCCUUCCCUUAACGCGGCCCAUUCAGCUGUUAAAUUAGCAAGAGAGUAGAAGUGUUCUUUUCGAGUUUUUCCACUUUGUUUAUUUGGGGAAAAUAUGUUUAACUGGCUGAAAAAUAACCAUUUAAAGAGAUGGUAGUAAUUUCGAUGUCAUCCUGUACUUGGGCACAGAUAAUUAUUAUACUAUACUAGUAAAUGAGGGUUUAAAUUGUAUAAAAAUAUUUUUUUUUCUCGCGAAAACUAAAAAAUUGAUCAGAUAUUGUUUCAUAUUUGUUGUAAGACAAUGCUUUGCACGUGUAUAGUGUUAUUUUUAAUAAUACCUAAUUGUCAUUUUUUUUAUCCCUUUCAGACCUGAACGAUACGGGCGUGAGUUGUAACUUUACAAAAUUCUAGUACCGCGCGCAAUUCAUUUUUACGCACGAAGCUGAAAUAACAUGAUAGUGAGAUUCUAAACCAGCCAAUAAGAAAUCGUUUUAGCGGUUAGGUGGUGCAGUAGUCUCGUGCGUGCCGGCAAGAUGGCUUGGCUCCAAAACACGAAAAUAUAUUUAAUCUGAAAGAAAAAAUGUCUUGGGUCUGAAAGGGUUACUAGAAUGCGUAUAAAAGUAGAUAUAGAUGUAAUGUUACAGAUUCCUACUAAGUAGGUAUACGUUGUGAUGAUUUUCAAUAAGUGGUGGGUAAGUACCUACGGUUUUACCUUAGACUGAGUAAAAACUCAGUAGAAGUUAGUAAAAUACUCAGCUUAAAAUAAUACCAGCCCUUUUAUUGGUAAAAAAGUCACAUAUUUUAUAAACAUAUUUUUGACAUUCAAGUGUUUUAAAGUAAAUUUCAAUUUAAAAGUAAAUUAGAAAAUAUCUUAAUAUUUACUUGUAUUUCCGCUGAGUUCUUUUUUUUUUAAUUUUCCUGCACUAGAUUACCCGCUAAUUAUUUUCUCUAACUGCACAAGGUAGGCUGGUAGAGAGAUCUCUUUCAGAGAUAAGCCCACCCUUGCUAACAAGUUGUUAAACUAAUCGCUGUAUCAUUACUUUUUACAAGUACAGUAAAGAAUAUAUUAUCGUAAUAAUUUUUGUAACUGGUGUUAUGAAAUGUAAAUAUAAUUUUAUUGUAAUAGUUUGGGCGAGUAUUCACUUAUUAAUUUCUACUGGGUACUGAGUCGUGUUAACAUUGCACAGUUCGCCCGACACUGGUUUGAAUGCUAGCUGUGGGUACGAGUGUGUUUGUUCUCGCUUAUCAUUUAUAAGUAUCUAUAUUUAGGUAUAUUGUUAAGAUUUAAAAAAAUUGUAUACAAUAAAAUUAAUAUUUUUAUGUAAAAA
Molecule: messenger RNA, 4114 nt
Organism: Galleria mellonella (greater wax moth)
Lineage: Eukaryota; Metazoa; Arthropoda; Insecta; Lepidoptera; Pyralidae
Gene: nop5
Product: nucleolar protein 58
Exons: 5
Coding region: 155-1816 (553 amino acids)
Cellular component (GO): small-subunit processome; box C/D methylation guide snoRNP complex
Molecular function (GO): snoRNA binding
Source: RefSeq, a predicted model, not a curated record